AUGGAACGAGAACUCGAACAAAUCGUCGACGAGGAGCGCAGAUCCGGAUUCGAAAGCGACGACGACGACGACGGCGGAUUCGACGAUGAUUUGAUCGACUACGAUGACGAGGACGAGGAUGAGGACGACGACGAUGAUUUCGACGAUGCGUUCGUCACGGACGAGUAUUCGUUUUCGAGCGACUCGCACUCCUCGAUCGAUGAGACGCAGGAGGGUGAAGUGCAGCAAACGCAAGAGGCGUUCGAGACGGUCGUCCCGGAGACGCAAGUAUUGAUUUCGCAGCAGGCGAACGAUGAUGUCGUCAUCAUUCCGGACGAAGACGCGGACGAGAUUCCACCGGGCGUGAACGACGCGAUCGAAGUGCGCGAUGCGAACGCGCUGCCGACUGAGGAUUUAAUCCGGUUGCUCAAGGAACGUAUGAGGUCUGGCGAAGCGAGGGAGAUCGAGGCGAGGUUGGAGAGUGAAGGCUUCGUUCGGGCGGAUCGCGAUGUACCCCGUGCUACGCCAGCGCAAACGGAGCCGAUACGUCGGCGCGGACGUGGCCCCGACCGUAGACCACGAAAGAGGAGACGCCGCGUCGUCGAGCCUGGGCAACGGACGCUUCACGACGUUGGCUUCGGGACGGGCGCUGAAAACGGCGCCGAAAGGGCUGUCGACGAUGACGACGGUGACAUCGUCGUAGAAGGUGUGUCGCGUCACAUCCCACGACUCGAUCGACCUCCCGUGCCAUCGACUGUUGAUGAGCUUUACGAUGUUUGGGAGCGCACGGCGAAGGAUCUCGUUCCGCGAGACGCAUCUAUUUACAGUAAUUUUCGGUAUGCGUUCGGAGACGAAAGCGAACGCGGCGAGCGUUAUCGCGAGAAAGAAAUGAAGGAUAUCGGAAAUCUGCUGUUCAAAUAUAAAGCGGACAAAAAGCCUGGACAGCACGCAAUGCUCAAAGGCCGCGAACGCGAGGGUAAGACGGGCGCGUUGUUUUCCAUAACUCUCGCAGCCUUACUCUUGAACAUCCGCGUCGUCAUUCUUUGCGCGCCUUUGAAGGUUGCGCCGAUCUGCGACAUGGUACGAAAGCUCAGACGUGCUGGUUUCGGGCGUAUGUACGACACGCAGCACACGCUCGGACCGGUGCAAGCCAAAAGAAAUAAGAUCCCCAGCGCUCAAAUGGGACAAAUAUACGUCGCCUCUCUUUGUACGUUGGGAGAUUUGAAAAAGGUGAAGAACUGGAUCAACUGUCAGAAACGAGACGGUCAGUUGACGUUGACGCUCAUGGAUGAAUGCGACGAGCUCACUCAAGGAAAGGGGCACAGUACAAUAGAGAUUGAGCACAGAGUAGACCCAGACACGUUUGCGCAGUACAUCCGUCAAGAAAGACGCGGUGAAGAUUAUGAAGACGUGCUCGAUGUACCAAGCGAUCGAAAGGCGAGAGGGAAGAAUUUCAAAGCGCAAAUCGCAAAGGCAUCCCAAUAUUUUCGACAGCACGUGCAUCCCGAGACGCAAGUGAUCGCGUGCUCUGCGACGCUGAGCGGCUACGUCUUGAAUCCUAUUGGCGUCUUCCGUAACGAUUUGCCGACGAGUAUUUUCAAAGUGUUUCCAAAGGAUGGAUACUGUGGCAUCGAAAGAUUCAAAAUCCCCGAAGGCUGCGAGCUCGAACACGACGGCAAUUUAUCCUUGGAGGCUUUCAGUGAGUCGAACGCUGUGGGAAAGUUACUACAACGCUUUUAUACGCGAAGAAACGAAUGCGAUGGGCAACGUCUCCAACCUUUGCCAGGGAGCUCAGCGACCGAAAUCGCACUUCGUGGUAUGCUGUUUUUAUCGUGCACCCCGAAGGUGAACGUGCACGGCGGCGUGCAUGAUCUCGCAAAAACGGUGACACAAAUGGUUGAUUCUUGGGGCACUGGCAUCAGUUCACAGAAGACUCUAUUUAUUUGCUACGUUGGAUCGCCGCGGGUACUUUUCGCGGGUAGUUGGCAGUCGAUGCCCAGUGGAUAUUCGUUUGAAGCUAUUUACAACGAAACCGCGUCUCGUGUGAAAAAAGAGAAAUUUGCGAACGUUUCCCUUCGAAAAGACGAGCCAUUCAGCAAAGUUUGCACGCACGUCGUCCUCAUCGGCUAUAAUCUCACGCGUCGCGCGAUGACGGCGGCGUUCACUCCGAAAGACGAACCUGGAGUACUGUGCAAAAUCCAAUAUGGCAUCAUCACUGCGCCGAAGACAACGGCAGUCGAUACCACGAGCCAACGAGUGAAUCGUCCAUCUCACGAGUUCGCGCAGCACGUGGUGCCUGAAAACUAUAGCGUCGACGUCGCGAUGUGGCCUCAAACUUUGGAGGUGUGCCAACGUUAUCGAGAGAUGGAGGACAAAAUGGUGGAAGAACAACGUGGGUCGCCGAAAAUCCACGCCGAGUUCCGCCAAGCGAUCGACGUCUAUCAACAAGGUCUCGACAGCCACAUAGUUUCCAAGAGGCGCAUUCCUCUCGAUUGCAUGAGCAACACCGGUCGCAAAGAGCGAUAUCGCCAGCAAUCGGCCGUGGAUCCGGACGAAAUCGAACAUCUGAAGGCCUUCAAAGUGUGGCUAGAGAAUCACGAAUACCAGCCAGGCAAAAAGUUGCACCAAGAAUCAGUGAGGGUCUACUACGCAAUCAUAAGACGGUAUUUCGUGAGCAACGCUGACAUUGGAGACAUUAUUAAAGAAGUGAAAGAUUGGGUAGAACGUCAUCCAGAAGCCUCGGACUCUGAGGAAAACGAAUGCAAUCCGCGUAGCGCAGCUAGCGAGCGCACUAGCGAGCGCACUAGCGAGCGCACUAGCGAGCGCUUCCUUGCGCUCGCAAGGAAGCAUUUCCUAAGUUUUUGGGAAGAUAGAUCUCGUGGGUAG
Molecule: messenger RNA, 2865 nt
Organism: Ostreococcus lucimarinus CCE9901
Lineage: Eukaryota; Viridiplantae; Chlorophyta; Mamiellophyceae; Mamiellales; Bathycoccaceae
Exons: 1
Coding region: 1-2865 (954 amino acids)
Source: RefSeq, a predicted model, not a curated record